AUGCAUUUAUUAAUCACUGCUUUGUUUGGUAUCCAAGUUAACAAGUCUAUAAUAUCAUCAAUAGAUCUGGAUAUGUCGUCAAUGGCUCAAUUUUCAUCAUCAUCAUCAUCAUCAUCAUCAUCAUCAUCAUCAUCAUCAUCAUCAUCAUCAUCAUCAUCAUCAUCAUCAUCAUCAUCAUCAUCAUCAUCAUCAUCAUCAUCAUCAUCAUCAUCAUCAUCAUCAUCAUCAUCAUCAUCAUCAUCAUCAUCAUCAUCAUCAUCAUCAUCAUCAUCAUCAUCAUCAUCAUCAUCAUCAUCAUCAUCAUCAUCAUCAUCAUCAUCAUCAUCAUCAUCAUCAUCAUCAUCAUCAUCAUCAUCAUCAUCAUCAUCAUCAUCAUCAUCAUCAUCAUCAUCAUCAUCAUCAUCAUCAUCAUCAUCAUCAUCAUCAUCAUCAUCAUCAUCAUCAUCAUCAUCAUCAUCAUCAUCAUCAUCAUCAUCAUCAUCAUCAUCAUCAUCAUCAUCAUCAUCAUCAUCAUCAUCAUCAUCAUCAUCAUCAUCAUCAUCAUCAUCAUCAUCAUCAUCAUCAUCAUCAUCAUCAUCAUCAUCAUCAUCAUCAUCAUCAUCAUCAUCAUCAUCAUCAUCAUCAUCAUCAUCAUCAUCAUCAUCAUCAUCAUCAUCAUCAUCAUCAUCAUCAUCAUCAUCAUCAUCAUCAUCAUCAUCAUCAUCAUCAUCAUCAUCAUCAUCAUCAUCAUCAUCAUCAUCAUCAUCAUCAUCAUCAUCAUCAUCAUCAUCAUCAUCAUCAUCAUCAUCAUCAUCAUCAUCAUCAUCAUCAUCAUCAUCAUCAUCAUCAUCAUCAUCAUCAUCAUCAUCAUCAUCAUCAUCAUCAUCAUCAUCAUCAUCAUCAUCAUCAUCAUCAUCAUCAUCAUCAUCAUCAUCAUCAUCAUCAUCAUCAUCAUCAUCAUCAUCAUCAUCAUCAUCAUCAUCAUCAUCAUCAUCAUCAUCAUCAUCAUCAACGUCGUCGUCGUCUUUUUUGAUAUCCUCCUCCUCUUCCUCAUCAUAA
This is a messenger RNA of Schistosoma guineensis, 1038 nucleotides long. NCBI's taxonomy places the organism in Eukaryota, Metazoa, Platyhelminthes, Trematoda, Strigeidida, Schistosomatidae. The record is from the annotation of a GenBank genome assembly.